Messenger RNA from Penicilliopsis zonata CBS 506.65, 1104 nucleotides. RefSeq lists its product as hypothetical. Bases 114 to 890 code for a protein of 258 amino acids. The record is from RefSeq and is a predicted model, not a curated record. Gene Ontology annotation, molecular function: structural constituent of ribosome. The transcript is spliced from 2 exons. Gene Ontology annotation, cellular component: mitochondrial small ribosomal subunit. Lineage: Eukaryota; Fungi; Ascomycota; Eurotiomycetes; Eurotiales; Aspergillaceae.
GUGUCCAUUGUGCUGUGAACGCCACGUCGAGGGGCUCUGACUAUUUGUUCUACCGGUCGAUACUCUGUUCAGUGCGUCUGGGGUGCAGACGACUGGUUUUUCCCGGGCCCGCCAUGAGCAAAUUGAAUUUCACGGCCCUGCGAGUCCGCCAGACGGCGCUCAGGCAGAAAGCGGCAGGCAAGAUCUCGCGGCUACCGGAAUGGGUGGAUGUGAUCGGUGAUAUUCCUCCUACACAGGUACUCGUUCGGAAGCCGGCCAUACAACAUCAGCUGGUGCAGCAGCGGGUGAAGACGCUCCCAGGCGCGUCGAAGCCGCAGGUCGUCUUUGAGGCCCUGGAGAAGCGGAACAGACCCAAGAAGAAGCUCAGCCGUAUGUUUCUACCCGUCGAGAUCAAGUACGAAGAAGACCAAUUGCGGAGGGAGUUCUUCCGCGACCAUCCUUGGGAACUGGCGAGACCUCGCGUCCUGCUCGAAACUACGGGGAGAGACUUUGACAAGUACGACUGGAGCCGGCUCCAGCAACCGGGGAAGCGUCUCGAUGGUGAAAGCGUCGUUCAACGGCAGCUCUGGCUCCUGAACAACGUCCCUGAUAUGACCAAGAGCGACGCGUACGACACCGCGCGGCGGGAAUUCUAUCGACUCCGGUUACAGGAAGAUAUCGAACGCCGUGUCGCGGCAGAGGAGGCAGAGGCCACGGGGGCUGUGUUUGGGCCAUCGCGUCUGGAAAUCGGUAUGCAGCUCGAGAACCAGCAGUUCGAGACAUGGAAGACAUGGGCCAAGUCCGAGGCGGCCUUACAGAGCCAGAAGAUGGCUGCUUUCGUAGGCGCUCCCGAGAAGAUGGGUGCAGAGGAAGAAGACACUGGUGCACUGGAGGAGACAUCGCAACAAUGAUCUAGCUGCACCUCUCUCCUCCGGUUUUGUCUAUCUAAUGAUGCGGUAUUGUGUGGUCUUCGGCCACACUUGGGCAACAAUGGCCAAUGUAUAUUAUCACUGUGAAUGGAUCUUUUCCGAAUUUAUCGAACUUGUUUACUAGGCUUGAAAUGUCAUCAAGUUUGAUGGUUACCCAGCGACGAAUAAAACUGAUCUCUUGGUCUUGAAACAGGCG